GUGUUUUUGGGUGAGGAUAACGAAAUGAUGAACGGGUACCGGGCAACGAACUUUUCGAAAGGAAUAAAACAAAUUUCCAUUCCGAAGCAUGGCAUGAAAAUGGAGCAUGGCCCGUGCACUUAAGAUUAGUGGUGCUUUCCCUAGAAAACGUUACGGGGCGGCAAGCUGCAACCGUGGGGUCACAAACAAGCCAAGGAAAAGGCAAUAUACAAAAUCACGAUCACCAAAGCGAUUGCACUCGACCUAAAUUUCACAUUCUGGGGUAGGUCAGGGCUGCAUAAAACACUAAGUAUCGGGGCACGAACGUCCGCAAAGAGUCCCUUUAUCCGGUAAAAGGGUACCAGCAAGCUCGAGCAAAAUGCACAGCUGAUUGCGCUCGACACCAAAGUCAAUGCCACCGCGAUAAUCGGUUUUUGUGGUUGAAUUGACAACCAAAAAUCGAUGGUAACUGUGAUUUUUAUUUUGUCUAAAGAUGCUGCACAGGAAAAAGACCUGAAGAAAGUAAGCAAAUAUUCGUGUGUGUUUUUGAAAGGUAUUAUCACAUAAUUUGUAUAACGAUGAGUCCCCCACCCCCCCCCCGGGGGUGCUGAAUGAAAAUUACGUGCGCAUCUUCAUCACCCGUUCGUCGCAUCGUCACAGUACCGGUCCGGAAAGGGUGUUAACCCCGAAGGAAAAGUCGUCUCCUCUAUUGAAGGCAAGUCGAACGAAUAACUUGAAUGCUCGCGCACUAGUUCUAUCAGCGACGAACCCUUCCGACAAAACGUUCGCAACGUUCGCGUACGAUAGAGUGAAUGAAUUUCAUCGUGACGCAGUGGUGUUGUAUGCAUCGGUCGUGCCGGCGGUCCUUGUGGGACCCAUAAGCUCAUUCACUCAUCCGUUAAUGCAUGCAUAUCUCGUUUUUCCUUCUCGAGAGGGGUUUUUUUUCUCUCUCCCCUUUUCUUUCUUCGGUGUUCGGCGGCACCGAACGCUUCUUUUGCUAUCGGGACCAUUUCAUCUUUGCCGUCCGUCGAGAAGAGGAAUGUUGGAGGAUGUGUGGCGGUGUGUGGAGGUAAAAGCUUUCCCGGUUGUGCCAUGGAACGGGUUAGUCGCAGUCGUGAUCCGGACGCCAAACGGAUCGGUUCAUUUCUCCAAUUUCUCUCGCCACUUGUGAACACGUUCCACGAUUCAUCCCCCCCCCAUACCGAACGCGGUGCGUCAUAAGGCCCAAUUCGAAGGAAAAGUGUAAAUUUUGCAGAAAUUUGUAGAAAUUAUCGUGUUUGCGCGAGACAAAUGCGUGUUGUGUGCGCCAAGUGUGUGAAUAUUGUUUAUCGAGUGAAAGUGUGAACUUGACCACAGUGUAACAUUGACCCGAAGAGCCGCUUUUUGGGGUUGGGGGUGUUGGGCGACAGCUUCAUCGAAGGUGCUGGAAACGUACAACGGUGCGUUUUAAUGCGUUUGAGUGUUUGAGGCUACCGAAGAGAACAAGACGUCCUAAGAGCAGCCACACGCAAACAGUAGACGGUCAAAGGAAACACGAAAGGAAAAAAAACACGAUCGAAACACAAUGAAGAAACUGUUGUUAUUCCUCUUGCUGACCUAUUUAUGCUCUACCGCUCUCUCUGCCAGCAUACUCGAUUAUCUCACGCUCGCAACCGACGAUGCGGAAGCCAAAGAGGAGGAAGUCGGUCCGAGCAAUUGUCUCUGCAAUGGACCGUCCUGUAUUUGCUGCAUCGACUUCAACAUGACCCUUAUCGAUCUCGGUGGUCCCGGUUGCGUGCGGCUAAAGUAUCUUUCCGCCGACGAAGGUAUUGCGCUGAAUGUGUCUUACGGUGAUAGCGUACUGCACAGCCAACGUGUCAAGGGUCCAGAUCCACCACCGACGUGUUUGAAUGUGUUUUCCAGCCUUGCCCAAAUGUGUGCCCGGUUUAGUGAAUUGCUGCCAACGGACGAAGGUUUGCGCGGUUGCUUGCAGCUGGAACCGAUGCUGCUCGGUGAUGUGCAGAUCGAGCUACCGCUGGGUUGCUUCCGGAUGGGACCGAAGGGCAUGGAGGUGAUUAAGUCAGCCGAGGAGCAAAUUAAGGAGCAAAUUCCUAGUGAAAGCGAAGAGUCAACAACCGCUCCGGUAGCUGCAGUAGAAGAGAAACCGGCCACAGGCAACAGUACUUCCACGCUGUCGCUGCUGGACAAUCUUUCCACGGCCGACAUUCUGGCGGCGGUUAGCGAAUCGACGGACGAGGGUAUUGCCAUGAUUUCGAACUGGCUCGGCCUGUCCGUUAAUCGCGUACAGAAACCGGCCGAAGGCGCCACGGAAACGGAAACAACCCCCGCCAGCGAGGGAGAAAGUGAUAAGAAGGAAGAGGAGGACGAGUAAGCGUGGUACGCAGCAAACAGCCGUACAUACAAAUAUAAGUACUGUAAUAGUAUUAAUACAUAGUAAGUUAUAUUUCACCAACGUGACAGACACACGGUUUGCUAUUAUAGAGUUGAACACAACGCAAUAAAUCACAACCGUUACUUUUAGUUACUUCAACUCUCACAUU
Molecule: messenger RNA, 2519 nt
Organism: Anopheles funestus (African malaria mosquito)
Lineage: Eukaryota; Metazoa; Arthropoda; Insecta; Diptera; Culicidae
Exons: 5
Coding region: 1544-2350 (268 amino acids)
Source: RefSeq, a predicted model, not a curated record